This is a messenger RNA of Plasmodium yoelii, 870 nucleotides long. Its product is annotated as PIR protein. Lineage: Eukaryota; Apicomplexa; Aconoidasida; Haemosporida; Plasmodiidae. The record is from RefSeq and is a predicted model, not a curated record. The transcript is spliced from 3 exons. Bases 1 to 870 code for a protein of 289 amino acids.
AUGAAUGGCGAUGUGUGUGGUAAGUUCCAUAUUGUAAGGAGUUUGUUUCCCGAUAAAUUGAUUGAUGGAAAGUAUUACUUGAAAGAAGGAUAUGCCGAUUUUUUUACAAAUUUAAAAUAUGAUACUGAUCUCGAUAAAAUUAAUGCCGGAUGCUUAUUUUUGUUUAAACAUUUGUUUGGGAAUUCUUAUUUGUUUAAAGAAUAUACAAAAAAUAUCAAGGUGGUUGAAUACAUCAUGAUAUGGUUAAGUUAUAUGUUAAACCUAAAGUCACAUGACGGAAUCAACACAUUAAAUGAUUUUUAUAAAACGUAUAUAGAGGGUAAUACGGAUUAUACUAAACCUAUAAUUGGAGUUGAAGCUUAUAAGAAUUAUAAGGAUAUUAUAGAUAAAAAUAAUUACCUUUUAAGUAUGGAUAUGAGCAUUAUAUCUAAAUUUUAUGAUUCAUUUAUGUUAUUAUGUGACAUGAGUACUGAAAUUUAUGCAAACGUUUUAAAUUGCAAAGAUUAUUUAGGAAAAGCUCAAGAAUUUGUUAAAAAAUAUGAUUAUCUUAAUGAAAAAUAUUUUGAUUUUAAUGAAAAACAUAAUAUUACUAAAGGCAGUUCAUAUAAUCAAAUAUUGUCUACACUAUCAAAUGAUUAUAAUAAUUUAAAAAAUAUAUGUAAAUCUCGUCAAUCUAUCAAUUACCCAUCUCUUCCAACAUAUUCACAAAGAUCAGUAAUAAGGAGCAUACUAAUUCCAUUUAUAUUUGUUGUAACAGCAAUUUGUUUGAGAAUUGCUUAUAAGUAUUCGUUAUUUGGAUUUCGGCAAAAAUUUCAAAAACAAUAUUUAAGAAAAAAAAUUAAAAAAAUAAUAAAGAAAAUGAAUUAUUAA